AAGAGAGGGAACUGGGAGGGGGAAAGGGGGUGUUUUUAAAACGUUUCUAAUGAAAUUUGGGGAGCGUUGAGCACGUAUUUGCUUCUGAAUUAGGAGCUGCAUGCCCACCUGAAUGGCUCCAUCAGUUCUGCUACCAUGAAGAAAUUGAUGGCCCAGAAACCAGACCUUCAGGUUCCUCAUGGAAUGACCAUGAUUGACAAGGGCAAGAGAAGAAGCCUGGAAGACGUCAGGCUGCAGCAGAGGAGGGAUGAGGACCUCUGCAUCAGCAUCCAAGGGACCAGCCCUUUUGAUGCCUCUCUUCCUUGAAUGCUUUCAUCCCAGCUGGUCUUUAGAACAACUUGUAAGAGCUUGAACUUUAGGUGUUUUCAGAUGUUCCAGAUCAUCCAUCAGAUUACCAAUAGGACUGAAGACAUAUUAAUGGUAAUGAAAGAUGUUGUCCAGGAAUUUGCUGCUGAUGGAGUCAAGUACCUAGAGCUAAGGAGCACGCCCAGAGAUGAGCCGGCCACGGGUAUGACCAAAAGGACCUAUGUGGAAGCUGUACUUGAGGGUGUAAGACAAUGCAAGGAAGAUGGCUUGGAUAUAGAUGUUAGGUUUCUGUUAUCUGUGGAUAGAAGAGGAGGACAAACAGCUGCCAAGGAAACAGUCAAACUGGCCGAAGAUUUCCUGCUUUCCACAGAUGGAGUGGUGGUAGGCUUGGACCUCAGUGGAAACCCUUCAGCAGGUCAUGGCAAGGACUUUCUGGAGCCUCUCUUAGAAGCGAAAAAAGCCGGGCUGAAGCUGGCGUUGCAUCUUUCGGAGAUCCCAAACCAGGAAGAGGAGACCAGGCUUCUUCUGGGCCUGCCACCUGACAGAAUUGGACACGGUACAUUUCUUCAUUCUUCAUCAUUGGCCUCAGGGGAUCUUGUGCAGCUGGUUCGGCAAAAUCGCACACCCCUAGAACUCUGCCUGACGUCAAACCUCAAAAGCCGGACGGUGCCUUCUAGCGACCAACACCACUUCGGAUUCUGGUACAACCUGGGUCAUCCCAUCGUGCUUUGCACGGACGACAAGGGGGUUUUCGCGACUGACCUGAGCCAGGAGUACCAGCUGCUUGCGGACACAUUCCAACUGUCCAAAGCACAGAUCUGGGAAAUCUCCUACAAUGCCAUCAACUGCAUUUUUGCUUCCAGUCAUACAAAGACGAAACUGAAGGAGCAGUGGCAUCAACUGAAAGCAUCUGUGCUUGAAUAGCCAUAUCAGACCACCAACAACUAUGGCACUCACGCUGCAUGCGCAGAGUGUUUUCUUUUUUAAAAAACGUAUUUUUUAUUAAAGAUUUAAUGGUUUAC
Molecule: messenger RNA, 1328 nt
Organism: Podarcis raffonei (Aeolian wall lizard)
Lineage: Eukaryota; Metazoa; Chordata; Lepidosauria; Squamata; Lacertidae
Gene: MAPDA
Product: adenosine deaminase like
Exons: 10
Coding region: 307-1230 (307 amino acids)
Biological process (GO): adenosine catabolic process; inosine biosynthetic process
Molecular function (GO): adenosine deaminase activity
Source: RefSeq, a predicted model, not a curated record